Messenger RNA from Pistacia vera, 909 nucleotides. RefSeq lists its product as uncharacterized. NCBI's taxonomy places the organism in Eukaryota, Viridiplantae, Streptophyta, Magnoliopsida, Sapindales, Anacardiaceae. The coding region runs from base 1 to 909 and encodes 302 amino acids. The record is from RefSeq and is a predicted model, not a curated record. The transcript is spliced from 2 exons.
AUGGAACCUGGUAUAAGGAGCUCGGAUCUUCAAAGUGAAGCAACAAUGGAACCUGAUUCAGUACGAACAGGAGAAAAUAUACGAAACGGAGAUCCUCUUUUUCUGCAAAACUCUAAUCAUCCAGGUAUGAUCCUUGUCUCAACUCCAUUAAUGGAUAAGAACUACUUGUCUUGGAGUCGUUCGAUGAAACUCGCAUUAGGAGCAAAAGUGAAGUUAGGGUUUACUAAUGGACAAUGUAAGAUACCUGAUGAAAGUUCUCCAACAUUUGAUCAAUGGAGGAGGGUAGCUUACAUGGUUACUUUUUGGAUUUUGAAUUCAAAUUCGCGAGAGAUAGUUAAAGCUUUCCUGUAUACAACCUCUGCAAAAGAUUUGUGGAAGGAAUUGGAAGAAAGGUUCGGUGAAUGUAAUGGACCUUUGUUAUAUCAAAUCCAAAGGGAUAUUAGUUCAAUUAAUCAGGGAAAUAUGCCAUUUCUUAUGGGAUUGAAUGAUAGCUUUGAUCAUGUUCGAAAUCAGAUUCUGGUCAUGGAUCCCUUACCCACUAUUAACAAGGCAUACUCAAUGAUCUUGCGAGUUGAAAAACAGAGAGAGGUACAUGUAGCAUUUGCAGAUAAUCUUGAAAAUAGUGCUAUGUUUGCAAAAGCACAGGGUGUUAAGACAGGAUACAAGAGGAAGGAUACGAUUAAGAAGUCAGAGAGACAUUGUGAUUUCUGCAAUAACAAUAGGCAUACAAAGGAGACAUGUUUUAAGCUUCAUGGUUAUCCUGACUGGUACAAAGAUUUGAAGGAACAAAAGGGAAAGACUCAACACAAGAGUUAUGCAAAUAUGACUGAUACACCUCUGGAAGCUGGAAAGGAACUUGGCAAUACUGGAACUGAGUGGGGAACAACAAUAUCAGAAUUAAUCCAAUAA